AUGGAGACCCAGGUCUUGAAUGCCAUAGAAAUCGCCUCGAAUCCUACUUCAGACCAAAGCCUCAACCUACAAGCUAUCAAUUUUAUUCAUGAGCUCCGGUCAAACGCAUCUGGCCGUCAGGCAUGCCUCUCCCUCUUUACAAGAACACCAAAAUGUUCCGAAGUGGUCCGUUUAGUAUCCCUAGACGUUGUCAAUAAUGCUAUCCAAGCAGAGCAAUUUGAAGAUCAAAGUUUGAGUCAUGUAAAGGAUUCUCUUCUGGAAUAUAUCAGACGUGCAUAUGGGUCUGGCAACCGGGACGAUGUCGACCCACCAGGCCUUCAGAACAAACUUACACAGACCUUGACCUUUCUCUUCAUAUCAAUGUACAAGAAUGGCUGGGAAGGGUUUCUAGACGAUUUCCUAGCCUUGACCAGCCUGCAGAAUAAUGGAUCGAGGGAUAACAUUGUUGGAAUUGCCCUAUAUCUUCGACUCCUAAGCUCUAUCCAUGACGAAAUUGCCGACGUUAUGCUGUCUCGUCCUACCUCCGAAACGCGGCGCAACACCGAGUUGAAAGAUCUACUACGAGCACGGGACGUUCAGAAAGUUACGACUUCUUGGCAAGAAAUCCUCGCGCAGUGGGCAGGUCGGGACGACGGGAUAGUAGAGAUGAAUCUCAAAGUCGUUGGCAAAUGGGUUAGCUGGAUUGAUAUAUCCUUGAUUGUUAACGAAGAGACAUUGAACCUCCUUUUCCAGCUCGCUGGCCGCCCCAACCCUUCUAAUAGGGAGGAUAAAGUGCGGAACGCCGCUAUUGAUACCUUCACAGAGAUUGUGGCUAAAAAGAUGAAGCCAUCAGAUAAGAUGAACAUGGUCAUUUUCUUGAAUUUGGGACAAAUUGUUUCUCAGCUUAUUGCUAGCCCGGCACUUCAUGAUCUACGUACGACAUCUAGUUAUGAUACUGAUCUCGCCGAAGCUGUUGCAAAACUUGUCAACAACGUCGUUUUUGAUAUUGUGAAGGUGCUUGAAGAUGUUCAGGUGGAUGCUGAGACGAGAGCAAAAGCAGAGCAGCUUAUCCAGUCUUUCCUUCCUCUUCUUCUACGAUUCUUUUCAGACGAAUACGAUGAAAUUUGCUCGACAGUUAUACCAUCUCUGACCGAUCUUCUCACAUUCUUACGCAAAGCGAAGCCAAUCCCACCUGCAUACUCUGCGAUGCUGACACCUAUUCUCAAUGCUAUUGUCCAGAAGAUGAGGUAUGAUGAAACUUCAAGCUGGGGAAACGAGGACGAACAAACCGACGAGGCAGAAUUCCAGGAAUUGAGAAAGAGGUUGCAAAUCUUGCAGAAGUCGGUUGCUGCUGUGGAUGAAGCACUUUACAUUGACAUUUUGAGUAAUGUCAUUGGAAACACUUUCCAAAGACUCGAUCAACAAGGCGGUCAGAUGGAUUGGAGGGAUCUUGAUCUCGCCCUCCACGAGAUGUAUCUAUUUGGGGAGCUUACGCUGCCAAACGGAGGUCUCUAUGCAAAAAGCCGACCCUCAGGCGUCGCUGCUGAGCGCUUAAUCGUCAUGAUGUCGAAAAUGGUUGAGUCUGGGAUCGCUUCCUUCGCUCACCCGGCAAUCCAACUACAGUAUAUGGAAAUCUGCGUCAGAUAUUGUACCUUCUUCGAGAACCAAACAGGAUAUGUACCUCAGGUACUGGAGCAUUUUGUCCGGCUUGUCCACCAUGGGCAUAGCAGAGUCCGGACACGCUCUUGGUAUCUUUUCUAUAGAUUUGUAAAACACUUGCGAGCUCAUCUAGGCAACGUUGCAGAGACUGUUAUUCAGUCUAUCAGCGAUCUUCUGCCCAUCAAAGCCGAGCUUCCAAGUGAAAGUAGCGCUGAUGAUGAUAUGUCGUCCGAUCAAAGCGACCACUCUGCAGAUGCGGCGUUUACUGGACAACUCUACCUCUUCGAGGCUAUUGGCUGCAUCUCAUCGACCUCAACAAUUCCCGUGGAGAAACAGGUUCUUUACGCACGAACUAUUUUGGAGCCUCUUUUCUCCGACAUCCAGCGUACUCUACCAUCAGCAUCGUCCGGCGACGCCCAGGCGACCUUGCAAAUCCAUCAUAUAAUCAUGGCGCUGGGAACUUUGGCACACGGGUUCUCAGACUGGACCCCUGGAAAUGCUGCAACGGCACAUCUAGCGCCCAUGAAGGAGGUAUCAGAGGAGUUCAAUCGCGCCGCAGAAGCCAUUCUGAUUGCACUUGAAGCCCUCAGAGCUUCGUUCGACGUACGCACAGCCGCCAGAGCAUCCUUUACCAGAUUAAUGGGUGUUCUGGGUAUUGGAAUGUUACCACUUCUACCUCGCUGGAUUGAUGGCUUACUAUCUCAAAGCUCUUCCAAAGACGAGAUGGCUAUGUUCCUUCGCUUAUUGGACCAGGUGGUUUUCGGCUUUAAGAAAGAGAUAUAUUCCGUCCUAGACUCUCUUCUCACACCACUCCUUCAAAGAGUCUUCGCAGGCCUAGCCGAACCAAUUACUGGAACCGACGACGAAAUCCAACUUACCGAGCUUCGACGAGAAUAUCUGACAUUCGUCCAGAUUAUCUUGAACGAAGGCCUCGGAGCUAUCCUUGUCAGCGACUCGAACCAACAAUUCUUCGAGCCUCUUAUCAUCUCCGUCACUACAUUAGCAAAAACUGUCAAUCCAGACACCGGCAACCUCUCCGCCAGCCGACUCGCUUUCUCGGUACUUACCCGAAUGGCCGACCUCUGGGGUGGUCCCAACAUCGCGAUCAUCUCCCCACAACCAAUGGCCUCUAUCCCUCCAUCUCCCGCGUUUCCAGGUUUCGACCGCUUCCUCAUAGAACGUUUCCACCCUAUCUGUUGGGAAGUUUUACGAGACCCGCAAUUUAGACCAGUGACGGAUGCGCAGAUCAAACAGGUUCUGAACGAAAUCGCCGGUUUGGAACAAACUAUUUACACUAAAACCGGUGAUAUGUUUCUGCAACAUUUGCAGGGUUCCUUCUUCCCAGCCAUGGGUAUCGAUGGCACGGAUUUUAUCAAAGCGAUGACGACGUCCGCAGACCGCAAAGGACUUUCUGGAUUCUUGCAGAGGUUCUUGAAACAUAAUGGUUGA
Messenger RNA from Lachnellula hyalina, 3087 nucleotides. It is a transcript of the gene los1, whose product is annotated as Exportin-T. Gene Ontology annotation, molecular function: small GTPase binding; tRNA binding. The record is from RefSeq and is a predicted model, not a curated record. Gene Ontology annotation, biological process: tRNA re-export from nucleus. The transcript has 3 exons. NCBI's taxonomy places the organism in Eukaryota, Fungi, Ascomycota, Leotiomycetes, Helotiales, Lachnaceae. Gene Ontology annotation, cellular component: cytoplasm; nuclear matrix; nuclear pore. Bases 1 to 3087 code for a protein of 1028 amino acids.